AUGUUCCAGAUGGAACUGGAGGAGAUUGUCACAACACGACCCAGCUAUAAAAGCAAGUCUCCAUACAAGAAGAGGAAGGCAGACAAGAUACAGACAGACAGUGUUGUUUUCUUGGACCUGAAUUGUCUGUUUCGCCCGUUUGGCUAUGUGAACCCAUCACUGCGACAUGUGUGGUUUGUCAAGGACAUCUGUGGUAUCGUAUGUGCCGUGUUUACAUGGCUGCUGGUGCUAUAUGCAGAGUAUGUGGUGAUGUUUGUCAUGCUGAUCCACGAGUCGUCGAACAUCUCUAGUUUCCUGCACGGCCUUCUCUUCAACCUGUUUGCCUUCCUGGCCAUUGCCUCCCAUCUGCGGGCCAUGCUGACAGAUCCGGGAGCUGUCCCCAAGGGCAAUGCCACGACAGAGGGCAUCAAACAUUUGGGCUUGAAGAAGGGAGAGGUGGUGUUUAAGUGUCCUAAGUGUAUCAGCAUCAAGCCAGACAGGGCUCACCACUGCAGCGUCUGCCAGCGCUGCAUCCGUAAGAUGGACCACCACUGCCCCUGGGUCAACAACUGUGUGGGCGAGAACAACCAAAAAUAUUUUGUACUGUUUACACUGUACAUCUGCCUGAUCUCCAUCCACGCCCUGUACCUGGCCGUGUCCCACUUUGUCUCCUGUGUUGGCAGAGACUGGAAAGGUUGCUCUGGAUUGUCCCCGCCAGCGACCACCAUCUUCCUGAUAUUUCUCAUCUUCGAGGGCAUGUUGUUUGGCAUCUUUACUGGGAUCAUGUUUGCCACUCAGAUGUCAGCUGUCUGCUCUGAUGAAACUGGAAUAGAGCAGCUGAAGAAAGAAGAGAGGGAGCGACGAUCCCGCUGGUUGAGUAUGAAGGCAGUGUUUGGCCAUCCAUUCUCCAUUAGGUGGUUCUCUCCAUUUGCAACCCCUAUGUUCCUGGGAUCAGAGAAAAUCUACUAUUCGGUGUGA
This is a messenger RNA of Candidula unifasciata, 957 nucleotides long. Lineage: Eukaryota; Metazoa; Mollusca; Gastropoda; Stylommatophora; Geomitridae. The record is from the annotation of a GenBank genome assembly.